Pseudocercospora fijiensis CIRAD86 is the source of this 1515-nucleotide messenger RNA. RefSeq lists its product as uncharacterized. Lineage: Eukaryota; Fungi; Ascomycota; Dothideomycetes; Mycosphaerellales; Mycosphaerellaceae. The record is from RefSeq and is a predicted model, not a curated record. The transcript is spliced from 3 exons. Bases 1 to 1515 code for a protein of 504 amino acids.
AUGGCCGGAAUCGACGUAGGAGGAUGCAUGUCCGCCAUAACUUCAGCCUUUCAAGGCGGAGCGGACUUGGUGCAAUCCCUACAGGAGCGCAAGCAGCAGAAGAGAAAACGGAAGGAGUCAGACAUGGAGCAGGUGUACGCAGAAAAGAUGCUGCAUAGAGCGCUCGUUGAUGCGGCAGAAAAGACACAAACCGAGUGCGUGGAGAGACGGCAUCGCCAUGGACGAGCGUUCGUCCAAGGCGACAGCUUAGCAACAGCAGAGCUCAAGGAUGUGAUGAUCGGUCUACAAAUGGAAGUCAUACAACCUCUGCAGCUCUCUCGAGCGAGCGAGAACGCCGUUUUGGACACAGGACCUCUGCAUGAGGCAGUCAUUACCUACAAGGCUACCGUCAUUCGCAGCUUGGUACAUUUAUGCUAUCGCAUCAGCGUCUCCUCCGCGAGGCAGACUCAGUACAGCAGCAAUGACUUCGUAUCGCCGGUCACCUCGCCAGGUCUUCCCCAGAGAAUGUCACUCAAUUUUGGCGCGCUAUCACUUCAAGAGCUUCCUCCUCCGAGACAUCCAGACCGAGCGAGCUACCAUCGACCCUCAACAAGUAUAGCCUCUACGGUAGCUUCAGAUGUUCGAGGCUCGAGCUCUGCCAAGACAAGUCCAGAAACCACAUUGUCCUCGGAAAGCGAUACGAAUGCGGAUCGCGGAACAUCGUCGGGAUCCACAUGUGACGGAUCGCUGUCAGCUCCCGAGGUCUACGAGACAGAAGAGGAUAUGUUCCGAGCCAACUCCGCACCAGAAGUAGUAACGAAGGAGUAUGAAUCGAUGCUAAGCCAGCAGGCUCUAAGAUCAGCAGCAUUGAGAGGACCGCCCAUGAAGACUCCGAAGAAUGCGCACCCAGCGUACCAAAAUCACUACAUGGAAGCUCCCAUUACAAUUUUCGAAGAACCCGACUAUCCCUGGUCGCCAUUGACACGACCCGCCAAGCACAACAACUACCACAACUUCUGCAAAGGCGCCUGGCUAGUCCGUCAAAAACUCGAAGAAGGCCUCAGCAUAACCAUGCUCCCCAACACCAAAGGCACCACAACCCCCUACUGGAAAUGCAAACACUGCGCCUUCCGCUCCAAAGCCCCCUCCACAAACUCCACCACCCUUCCCGACUCCAUCUACUUCGACGCACGCGGCAUCCGCUAUCGCUGGGUCUUCCUCGCCAAAUCCCACUCCUUCGCCCAAACCCCCGCCGAAGAUUCCCACGAUUUGUAUUCAUAUUGUUGUAUUUUCUGCGCGGCGCAGGGCACCCAGACGACAAUAUACAAAAACUUAAAGGCCCUUUUGGAACAUGUGGUUUCUAGGCAUAAAACUUAUAUGUUGACUCCUGAGGUUAAGGAGAAGACGAGGUGUGUGGUGGGGGGUGCGCCUGGGAAGGAUGUGGUUUGGGAUGUGAAUUUGCCGGAGACGCAGGGGAGGAGUUUGAAGGGGAGUGUGGGGAAGUUUGUGAUUUCUGCUGUGACGGGGUUGGGUUGA